Molecule: messenger RNA, 576 nt
Organism: Bipolaris sorokiniana ND90Pr
Lineage: Eukaryota; Fungi; Ascomycota; Dothideomycetes; Pleosporales; Pleosporaceae
Exons: 1
Coding region: 192-530 (112 amino acids)
Source: RefSeq, a predicted model, not a curated record
GGCCGUGGAGGUGUUGAUAUCCAUUAUCUCAUCGAGGCGUCAUGGUGUCGUUGUUUGUCUCAAAUGUCACAAGCUCGGUCGCGUCGGCUAGGUGAUGGACGGACCUCUUUCGUGCGAAAACAGAAGAAGGGGGGGCAGCGGACUGGCUUGAGCUUUGUCUUGUUUUCUUUGUUAAAUCAGGCUGUUUUGGGAUGGUGAUGACGGGGAUGGGAAAAAGGGUAGGUAUAGUUGUGUUGAGCUAUGGGGAUAGAUGGUUUUUUUGGCCCGUUUUGGGGGCUGAUUUCGGGAAUAUUACCGCGAGCGCUUGGCUUGUUCAUGGGCUGAAAUAUCACCCUUUUGCAACCUCCUUACAUUACUACUUUGCUGUAGUGGUAACAUGUGUAACUUAUUUUACACACAACAAAGAGGAAAGAGACAAAGAAAAGUCCCUGUGUCCUAUCUUCCUUGCGCUGCGUCUACAGCUGGCUCAGAUAACGGGUAGAGGGAAAGGGGCAGAUGGUGUGCUGAUCCCUCACCCCCAUUUCCAAUAAUUAGCAUUGUAUACCCUAUGUUACUUUUUACGGUCUUGACUACAGU